UUAUUUAUCUCGCGACAGCUCGUCUCAUCCAAAAUGGCUGCGUAGACCCUUAAUAGAAACAUAAUAUUUGUUCUUUAAAAGGUAAUAAGAUUUAUAUUUUAAAAAUGUUUUAAACUGUCUUGACUUGAGAGAAUACGAACGUAAUUCCACGUACGACAGUAUCCCCUGGUGAAGCUGUCAGACCUCCUGGCCGCAGUUGAAGCCCAGUCCGCAAGUGGGGUUUCUUUACCAGGAGCCCCUGGCCUCUGCAGGCACCGACAUGUCCGUGUUACCAAAGGAGGAGCAGGGAGCGCUGGUCUCCUGCAACGCCAUGGAAGGAAAAGGGAUGCAUUGCUCUUUUUCCGGCUGCAAGCAAGUCUUUUGGGACAUGCAAGAGCUAAUGAGUCACACGGGAAGCCACUACAUCGCAACGCAGUCCUUGCAGGGUAAACUGUUCCAUUGCUCCACUCUGAGGUGCACAAGGACCUUUCCCAGCAUGCAACAGCUCAUGGAUCAUAUGCGUCAACAUUACAAACCCAAUCGCUACUUCAUAUGUGAAAACUGCAAGGUGCAUUUGCGCACGCACCGGGCCCUCUUCAAGCAUCUCCACGUCUGCGCCAAGGUUGUCAAAAACAAAGGAGCUCACAAGCUGGAGAAGCCUAAACCAGCCACUCCGCCAGCCACGGAGCUCUCCAAACCGCAGGUCAAACGAGCCGCCCCAGAGCUGCCCAAACUGCAGAGCGUCAUCCGGCAUCUUGAGAAGCUGGUGCCCUCGAGCCAGGCUUCGGCUCCCUCCCAGCCCUUGCCCUCCCAAGCUGCCCCCUCCCUCCCCAGCAGCCUGCCCAGCGUCCACAGCUCUCUCAGCUCUGCACCCCUGGUCUCUCCCGGCCCGCACCCCUUCCAGCUGCUCGAACCCUCCCAGUUCGGAUCCUCACCCCUGCGCUUUGCUGGCCAGUCGCACGGCGCUUCCAUGCCUGGUCAUUUCCUGCCCUACGUGCAUCCCACUUCCUACUCCAUGCCCCAGUCUGCCGUACAGCAACGUCUCGGGCCGUACGUCCCCAACCAAGCCGGGCUUCCUGCCUCCAACGCUGUGUGGAAGAAAAACCAAGGCCAGUCCUUCAACAGUCGCAUUGUGUGGGAGCACACUAGAGGGCGCUAUAACUGCCUGCAGUGCUCGCACUCCACCCCAUCCCGCGAGGAGAUGACACUGCACAUCGAGGAGCAGCACAAGAGUCCUGUCAGCCGGAUGCAGGGAGACAUGGAUUUUGAUGUCGGACUCCCGUCCUUUCACUCGAAAUUGACUUCAGAAAUGGAGAGCUCCCUCUUUUCACAUCUCUGAUGGGUUUUUUACUGGGUGGGUGGGUUUGUGGGGUUUGAUGUAAAAAUGGGGAGAUUUACAGAGGAUAAUCUGGUCUGUCAGCUCCAUUCCUCUGGUACCUUUUAAUUCCAAUUUUUUUUUUUUUUUUUUUUUUUUUUAUACAACCAUAAACUUUUUUUUUUUUUUUUAAAUCGUAUGUUCUGCAUUGAUUUCAAGAAGUGCCAUCUUGACAGCACUCGGAUGUAUGACAUUAAUCAAUCUAUUUUUCCCGUACUAUACCAGACCUGUUCAGUUCAAAACGGUGUGCCUGCAGUGUUAAGAACCCGGGCUAUAGCGUUGAGGUGCCAGGGUUGCAUUUCCUUUUUUUCUUUUUUAUUUAGUCAUCGGCAAUGGUUUUUACCCCGUUUUUCUCCCCAAUUUGGAAUGCCCAAUUAUGAUUUUUAUCCCGGUUCACCGCUGCAACUCCCGCGCCGACUCGGGAAACGGCGGCAGACACGUGUCCUCCCAAACGUGUUCUGCCAAGCCGUCUUUCUGUUUUCACGCUGCAGGUUUUCUGCGAAGCCACCAGACCCAUAGUGCUGAAGGACAACACAGAUCUGAGUGGCUUCUACAACAGACCUGCAGGCGCCCUAUCGGCCACAGGGGUCUGGUGCGCAGCGAACCGAGGAUUACCCUGCCGACCUGAGCCCUCCCCACCCGGGCGGCACUCGAACCAGCGAUCUCCAGGCUAUAGGGCGCAUCCUGCACUCCACACGGAGCGCCUUUACUGGAUGCGCCACUCGGGAGCCCCUAGGGUUACAUUUAACCUCCCCCAUGGGCAACAUACAAGAUCUGACCAUUUUCCACUAACUUCACAGUUUAAAAGAAAAAAUGUGCUUUGAUCUGCAGCUAUAAAUCACUCCCCCAGAAACAAGCAAGUCACCAUUUUGGUUCCUUGAUAAUUCUGGAGAAGGGAAUCAGAAAUCUGAAAUUAUAUACUAUGUAUACUCUUUCACUUCUUCAGUGAAGCAGUAAUAAUUCAUCUGGCACCGCGCCAGUCUGUUCUCUCGCCGCAUGUGUGGCAUUGAACCACUGAACUGAAUGUGCUAAACUCAAUCCAGACGUCCUGAAACACGUCCUCACUCAUUGGCGUUAGCAGAUCAACGUUUACCAAAACAUUCCUACACUGAAUGGACUUCAUGUGAGUUCUGUUUGUCCUGUGUAGUGCACACUGUAUGCAGUAUAGUCCUAUACUGAAAUGUAAGAAUUCCGUUUUGAGCCGUUCUAAAUCUGUGGAGAAACAGCCUGUAUCUUCAAAGGGAAUCGCAAGGGGGGAAAUAUAUGACAGCGCUGUUAUAAUAUCUGGAACAAGGUUAGGUUACUUUCACACUAAGAAUGUGAUAAAAGCAGUAACAUGUUGUGGCUGUGUAACCCCCUUUUUUUUUUUUUUAAGAACAGUUCAAGUGAAAAUAAGAAUGAGUUCAAACAAAAAAAAUGAACUGCACAGUAUGUGUUUUACUGUAUAAUUGGAGCGUGCAUUUCCUUGUUUCAUUUCUGAAGUGUUUUGAUCUAGAUUCUCCGAAGCUGUUCAGAUCUCUCUGUGCUUGCAGUGCUGCAGUUUGUGGUUCACGUCCCUGUAGAGUCUCAUGACAGCGUGCUUGCACAAUGUAAAGUGCUGGUGUUGCCUGUUGCGUUGCAAGGCAAGAGAAAUAAAUUCAGCAAGAGAACUUCAAACGGAAACCAAAAAAAGUCAGCUGCCAAUCUCGGCCAAACUUCUAAUCCAGUCAAGUUUUAGGAAGGCUGUCUCGAGCCGUGCAGCCAAAGAGCUUGCAGAAGAUCCAGUCCUGGGUCUCGCACUUCAGUCAUGUACAUACCCGGUAUUCAGAACCCCUUUUGCAUUCUUUCUGUGAUGUAGGCUUGUGUGGGAUGUCCGAGGGAGAGGAGGGGAGGAGCUGGCUACAGGGAGGUCACUUCAAAUGUAUACAGAAUAUUGUGUCCUUUUUAUAAGAAAUGUGCUGGUUACGUUUGACACCUCUGUUUUUACUGUUCUUGAUGGAUAUUUAAAUGUUAUGUUGUAAUGGAUCAAUUUUCUACCAAAUCCAGGCAACAACUACCAACAGUAAGCAACAAACAAGUUUAUAACAGAUUCACAGUGUUCUGUAUCACUAUAAGCGCCCCAAGUUAAUUUACUGGAACUUGCUUCAUAACUUGGAGUACUUUCUCUUCUGUUCUGUGUAUCAACAAGCUAUAUCUUUAUAAUAAACAGUUUCUUGAUGAUUGUUGACUAAAAGAAAA
Molecule: messenger RNA, 3571 nt
Organism: Acipenser ruthenus (sterlet)
Lineage: Eukaryota; Metazoa; Chordata; Actinopteri; Acipenseriformes; Acipenseridae
Product: zinc finger protein 414-like
Exons: 7
Coding region: 260-1318 (352 amino acids)
Source: RefSeq, a predicted model, not a curated record